AGGACCGGGCACACCAUGAAGGGUAAACACCGGCACAGGCCAAGAAUUCCGGGAAAACAAAACCCAGCAGAGCUGUUUCUUGGAAACCCGCUGUCCUCACGUCAGCCAAGGCCCCGGCGCGUGCGGAACCCCCCGCACUGGCCUCUUGAUCAGCAGACAGACAGGAAGAAGCUCUUUGUUCUUGCUCCCAAAGGACCAGGCUCAGCCCAGCUCUCGCUCCAGCGGCUGCCCCCCCGCCAGCCCGCCAUGGAACUUGUUGGCCCUGCCAUCGGGGCAGCCGUAGGGAUCGGGCUCUCUCUGGUUGUGGUGCCAGCGGCCCUGUAUGCUCUGGGCUUCACCACAGCCGGAAUUGCAGCCGGAUCCGUGGCUGCCAGGAUGAUGUCUCUUGCUGCCACAGCCAACGGUGGGAGGGUGGCCGCCGGGAGCCUCGUGGCCAUAGGGCAGUCUCUUGGGGCAGCAGGACUCCCCACGUCUGUGAAGGCUAUCCUGUCCGCCCUGGGAGCUGUCAUCGGGGCUAUUGCACAGUGAUCCCCCGCAUGCCCACCGGGACCCUCACCCCAACCCGUCCCCACGCUGCGACCCCCUGCAUCCCCCCCAUUCCCCUGUAUCGGCUGUAUCUGACCCCCAAAUAAAGACCCCCCAGCGCAGAC
Molecule: messenger RNA, 650 nt
Organism: Strigops habroptila (Kakapo)
Lineage: Eukaryota; Metazoa; Chordata; Aves; Psittaciformes; Psittacidae
Product: interferon alpha-inducible protein 27-like protein 2A
Exons: 5
Coding region: 16-528 (170 amino acids)
Biological process (GO): apoptotic signaling pathway
Cellular component (GO): membrane; mitochondrion
Source: RefSeq, a predicted model, not a curated record